Aspergillus niger is the source of this 2172-nucleotide messenger RNA. RefSeq lists its product as uncharacterized. Gene Ontology annotation, molecular function: DNA binding; zinc ion binding; DNA-binding transcription factor activity, RNA polymerase II-specific. The transcript has 7 exons. Bases 1 to 2172 code for a protein of 723 amino acids. NCBI's taxonomy places the organism in Eukaryota, Fungi, Ascomycota, Eurotiomycetes, Eurotiales, Aspergillaceae. Gene Ontology annotation, biological process: DNA-templated transcription; regulation of DNA-templated transcription. The record is from RefSeq and is a predicted model, not a curated record.
AUGGCUGCGGUCCCGGCCGCCGUCCAAGGCCUCGCCCCGUAUUCUACCACUGCUUGGACAUGGUUUCCUGACGCCUCUAACGUAGGUGGUGUUCGUUUAAUCUACGUCAUUGGAAGUCAACAGCACCGUCAGUUGGCGCCCGGUCCGUCGCCUACUAACGCGGACAGAUUUCCUUCGGGCGAUAGCCCCCCUGGAGAUAGCUUUCGGACCUCUUCGGAUGUCUCGAAGAAACGCGUGUCCAUGGCUUGCUUGGCUUGUAAGAAGUCCAAGCGGAAGUGCUCUGGAACGGCACCAUGUGACAACUGUCGGGCAUUUAACCGACAGUGCAUAUUCGAUGAGACGCUUGAUCAGCGUCGAAGAGUAGCGGCAAAGCGUACGGCUGAUGAGCUGAGCUAUCACCGAGAUAUGCUGAAUGAUCUCUUGAAGGUGAUGCGUGCAGAAGAUCAGUCACAUGCUCUGAAACUGCUGGAAUUCAUCCGGAAGGAUGCCACGGCCGAGGAGAUUCGCACGUAUAUCGACGAUAUUCUGGGUCGGAUUGAGGGAUGCAGCAAGGUGAGUGACGCGGCGGGAAGGCAGCUACAGCAGGUUAGACGGGUGAUCGAUGUCGAAGGAGCUGGGCCGUCAUUUCGUCCCAAGGUUAUGGAUAUCCAUUACUUAUGCAACGAAGUCCCUCACAGGGUCCCCGCAGAGCCCUGGACCACCGUAACCGGCGAUGCUGACCUCGUCUCCCAUCUGGUGUCCCUCUACUUCACCUGGGAUUAUCCUUUUCAUGCCUUUCUCGACCGAGACGUCUUCCUCAAGCAUAUGCGGAAGGGUAACACCAAUUCGGAAUUUUGCAGUCCAUUCCUUGUGAACGCUCUGCUCACGAACGCUUGCCACUUCUCAGACUACUCUGAAGCCUAUGUCGAACCCGGGGAUAUAAUGACCAAAAGGGCCGAUUUUCUCGCUGAAGCGGAGCGUUUGAGAGAGGAAGGACCCAUGAAGCUCAGUCUGGCUAACUUGCAAGGCACACUGUUGUUGCAUGAACGGCAUGCAUUAUCCGGCGAAGACGAUCUCGGCUAUCGGAUGCUCCACCAAGCCAUCUGGACCGGCGAAUCUCUAGGUCUCAUCGGCCCAAGGAAGUUUAGUCUGAAUCCAGGACAGAUCUCUGAUGAUAUGGAUAUUUCGAUCAAGCGGACGGCCUGGGGCUUGUUCCAUAUUGACACAAGUGAAACCACUGACGGUACUUCUGACAGGGUUGUGCAUGCCGAUUUCCUACGGCCCAGCCUUAUUGACAAGGUCAACCUCGAACGGCCCAAUCGGUACAGCGCCGAAGAUUCGAGUUUGUGGUACCCUUACCCCUCCCAUCGCUCUGCUCAGCCGUCCUACUUGAGCCACUACUUUAACGAGUCGUGCAACCUGUGUGAAAUUGCACGAGACGUCUCACAGCGGCUCUUUGGAAUUGACGCCAACGCUGCUUCUGCCGAGCACCUACGUCAGAUCCAGGAAACCCUGUAUGAAAGGCUGCGUGGCUGGUAUAGUAAGCUGCCGGAUAUCUUCGAUCCGUAUCAUAGGCCACCACCGUACAUCAUCUUGCUGAGGACCGGGCGGACCAGAGAUACGCCUAACUCCGAGGCACCUAAAACACCCGAGAGCCCACCGGGACUAAGCCCCCUGCCCAAGUACAAUACUGUAGGCAUUGUACAAUCUGCAGCGCGCGCAAUAGCUGCCCUGACAGUCCUCCACCGACGAGAAUACGGCAUCAGUCGUGCUCAUCAUUUUGCCAUGUAUGCGAUAAACCUGGCACUCUUCACGUUGCUGGAGUCCGGGACAUUCGACGUGCUGGACCCCGACUUUCUUGCGCUCGCCAGCUCUUUCUCCAAUAUUGCUAGUCGAUCGCCAUUGGGUCGGUCUCUCUUCCAUAUUUUUCGGCAGGCGGUUCAUGCCAAGGGGCAAGGCAGGCGGCUGCGAGAAUCAAAUGCGGUCUCGGAUGAUCUCAAAGCGAUGUUUGACGAAGAAUCGGCAUCGGCAUCCCGGUGGGAUGAGUAUGCCGCAGGAUUACAGAAGCUGGAGAUGGAUGAACGCUACCGCGGAGCCUGGGAUGGGGAGUUCAGUCUUUUCGACAUGCUCGAUCGAUACGAGAGCUUGAGCUUGGGCAAGGAUGAAAUUGCGCCUGAGCGGCCGCGCUGUUGA